Rhodofomes roseus is the source of this 930-nucleotide messenger RNA. RefSeq names its product NAD-P-binding protein. The record is from RefSeq and is a predicted model, not a curated record. Lineage: Eukaryota; Fungi; Basidiomycota; Agaricomycetes; Polyporales; Fomitopsidaceae. Gene Ontology annotation, molecular function: oxidoreductase activity. The transcript has 2 exons. Gene Ontology annotation, cellular component: endoplasmic reticulum. Bases 1 to 930 code for a protein of 309 amino acids.
AUGCUCUCUGCCCUCGAAAUCCUUGCAGUCAUUGGCGUCGUCCUCCUCGUCCCCUUGCUCUACCGCCUCUGGAACUUCAUUUGGCUCUACUUCCUCCGCCCGAGCACUGCUCACAAAUACCUCCACGCUGCACCAACAUACGCCCUCAUCACAGGCGCAUCGGACGGCAUUGGCAAGGCCCUCGCGAAGGAGCUAUACGACCAGGGCUUCAACCUGAUCCUUCACGGGCGCAAUGAGCAGAAGAUUCGCAAGGUUGUGGAGGAGGUUCGCAGAAACGGCGCUCGCGAUGUGCUCUACUUCCUCGCAGACGCCUCAGACGUGAAUCAUGAUUUCGAGCGCAUGAUGGCGCCCUACAUGAACCUUAACAUCACGCUCGUCGUGCACAAUGUAGGAAACCAGGGCUUCACCAAGGAGAGAAUCGAUGGCUUCAGCAACGCAGACGUAGCGGGAAUCGUCAACCGCAAUGCGAUCUUUCCUCUCCACCUCACCCACACCCUCCUGCCCCGACUCAGGCUCUCCGCCAAAACUGGACCCGUCUUAGUGCAAUUCAUGGGGUCUCUCGCAAGCGAGAUUUCCCCGCCGCGGUUCGCCAUCUACGGUGCCUCGAAGUCCUUCCUGAAGGCACUCGCCCGUGGUCUCGACACUGACGAGCAGGUAUGGACGCCGACGGGUGUGCACUUUGAGUACCUCGUGACGGGCCAGGUGCAGUCCAAUAGCAUGCGCUUAACUGCAUCGCUGGGUACCCCGACGUCGGAGACGUAUGCGAAGGCUAUUGUGGCGCGGAUGGGCUGUGGGUGGAGGAAGUAUUGUCCGUUUUGGGUGCAUGCCGUCCAGCUAUGGUUCUCGGAAGUCAUGGGGGAGGGUAUGCAAGAUAAGUAUGCGGCGGGGGCAAUCCCGGAGUUGAUUGCUUUGCACGAGAAGAAGGCUUGA